Molecule: messenger RNA, 25415 nt
Organism: Sorex araneus (European shrew)
Lineage: Eukaryota; Metazoa; Chordata; Mammalia; Eulipotyphla; Soricidae
Gene: OBSCN
Product: obscurin, cytoskeletal calmodulin and titin-interacting RhoGEF
Exons: 112
Coding region: 157-25410 (8417 amino acids)
Biological process (GO): protein phosphorylation
Molecular function (GO): protein binding; protein kinase activity; ATP binding
Source: RefSeq, a predicted model, not a curated record
GUCUGAGGGCCGGCUGGAGUGUGGGCUGCUAGGUGGGAACUGUUGGUCCUGGGCCUGCUGAAGGAGGUGAGAUCAGGCAGCCCCCGCCCCACCACCUAGACCCCUGCCUGGGCACUGCCUGGCGUCUCUGUUGAAGGUCCCCCGCCUCCCAACACCAUGGACCACUCCUCAUUCAGCGGAGCGCCCCGCUUCCUCACCAGGCCCAAGGCCUUCGUGGUGUCCGUGGGAAAGGACGCCACCCUGAGCUGCCAGAUCGUGGGCAACCCCAGCCCGCAGGUGAGCUGGGAGAAGGACCGGCUGCCGGUGGAGCAGGGCGCGCGCUUCCGCCUGGCCCAGGACGGCGACGUGUACCGCCUCACCAUCCUGGACCUGGCGCUGGGCGACAGCGGGCAGUACGUGUGCCGCGCGCGCAACGCCAUCGGCGAGGCCUUCGCGGCCGUGGGCCUGCAGGUGAACUCGGAGGCGGCGUGCGCCGAGCAGGCGCCGCACUUCCUGCUGCGGCCCACGUCCAUCCGCGUGCGCGAGGGCGCCGAGGCCACCUUCCGCUGCCGCGUGCGCGGCUCGCCGCCCAUGGCCGUGAGCUGGGCCAAGGACGGGCGGCGCCUGGGGGAGCCCGACGCGCCCCGGGUGCGCGUGGAGGCCAGCGGCGAGGCGAGCGCGCUGCGCAUCCAGGCGGCGCGGCCGCGCGACGGCGGCACCUACACGGUGCGCGCCGAGAACCCGCUGGGCGCCGCGAGCGCCGACGCGGCGCUCACGGUGGACGCGGACGCGGACGCGGCGGGCCCGCCCGGGGCCUCCACCGCCGCGCUCCUGGCGCACCUGCAGCGGCGGCGCGAGGCCAUGCGCGCCGACGGCGCCCCCGCUUCGCCGCCCGCGGGCGGCACGCGCACCUGCACGGUGACGGAGGGCAAGCACGCGCGCCUCAGCUGCUACGUGACGGGCGAGCCCAAGCCCGAGACGGUGUGGAAGAAGGACGGGCAGCUGGUGGCCGAGGGCCGGCGCCACGUGGUGUACGAGGACGCGCAGGAGAACUUCGUGCUCAAGAUUCUCUUCUGCAAGCAGUCGGACCGCGGCCUCUACACCUGCACGGCGUCCAACCUGGUGGGCCAGACCUACAGCUCCGUGCUGCUCGUGGUGCGAGAGCCCGCCGUGCCCUUCAGGGAGCGGCUGAAGGACGUGGAGGUGCGGGAGAAGGAGUCGGCCACGUUUCGUUGCGAGGUGCCGCAGGCCGCCACACAGGCCACCUGGUACAAGGAGGAGACGCGGCUGUGGGCCAGUGCCAAGUACGGCAUCGAGGAGGCAGGCACCGAGCGCCGCCUGACUGUGCGCGAUGUCUCCGCGGAUGACGACGCUGUCUAUGUGUGCGAGAUGGCCGAGGGCAGCCGAACGGUGGCCGAGCUCUCAGUGCAAGGCAACCUCAUCCGGAAGCUCCCUAGGAAGACUGCAGUUCGCGCUGGUGACACGGCCAUGUUCUGGGUGGAGUUGGCCAAGCCCGAGGGCCCCAUUCGCUGGCUGCGCAACCAGGAAGAGGUGGUGCCUGGAGGCCGUGUGAGCAUCACUAGCGAGGGCUCCUGUCAUACGCUGACCAUCUCCCAAUGCAGCCUGGAGGACAUGGGCGAGGUGGUGUUUGUGGCUGGGGAUUGCCGGACCUCCACCCAGUUCUGUGUGUCAGCCCCCAGGAAGCCGCCUCUGUAUGCCCCAGAGACUCCUGUGGUGAAAUCCAAGACGGAGGGCUCUGUGACUCUCAGCUGGUCCCCACCACCACAUGGGGACCGCCCUGUUCCCAUCAAUGGCUAUCUGGUGGAGAAGAGAAGACUUGGAGCCUAUGCCUGGAGCCGAUGCCACGAGGCUGAAUGGGUAGCCACGUCUGAACUGACCAUAGCGAGUGUGGCCCAGGAAGGGGACUAUCAGUUCCGGGUGUCAGCUGUGAACAACUUUGGCCAGAGCCCCUACCUUGAGUUCCCAGGGACCAUCCACCUGACUCCCCAGCUGGCCGUGAAGACACCCCUAAAGGCAGUGGAGGCAGUGGAGGGCAGUGAGGUGACCUUUUCUGUGGACCUCACUUUGGUCUCGAUGGGCGAGUGGUUCCUGGAUGGGCAAGUCCUGAAGGCCAGUAACGUAUACGAGAUCCGCUGUGAUGGCACCCGGCACAUCCUCACCAUCCGUGCAGUGCCCGCGAGCCUGCAUGGUGCUGAGCUCAAGUUUGUGGCCAACGGCAUUGAGAGCAGUAUCCGCAUGGAGGUCCGAGCUGCCCCAGAACUGCCCACAAAGCAUCCAGCAGCUGCACAGGAGGUGCUUGUCCGACUGCAUGAGGAGGCACAGCUACUGGCUGAGCUGUCAGACCAGGCUGCGGCUGUGACGUGGCUGAAGGAUGGCCACGUACUGCCCCCAGGCCCCAAGUAUGAAGUGCAGGCCAUGGACAGUCGGCGGGUGUUAUUGGUGCGGGACGUGGUGCGGGACGAUGCUGGUCUCUAUGAGUGUGUCAGCCGUGGGGACCGUCUUGCCUACCAGCUGUCUGUGCAAGGGCUUAUAUCUUUCCUGCACAAAGAUACGACGGGGGGCUGUGUGGAUGCAGUGGCUGGGGGCCCUGUCUACUUUGAGUGUCAGACCUCGGAGUCCCAGGCUCAUGUGUGCUGGUACAAGGAUGGCAAAGAGCUCAGCCGUUCCAGCCAGCACUUCACAUGGGAGGACCAGGGCACGUGGCACCGGCUGCGAGCUACCUCUGUUACCAGGCAGGAUGAGGGCACUUACUCGUGCCGUGUGGGCGAGGACUCUGUGGACUUCCAACUGUGUGUCCGUGAGCCGAAGGUGGUGUUUGCCAAGGAGCAGGCAGCAGGCCAGGUGGUGCAGGCCGAGGCGGGGGCCAGCGCCACCCUGAGCUGCGAGGUGACCCAGGCCCAGACAGAGGUGACGUGGUUCAAGGAUGGGAAGAAGCUGAGCGGGAGCUCGAAGGUGCGUGUGGAGGCCCAGGGCUGCACGCGGCGGCUGGUGGUGCAGCAGGCGGGGAAGGCGGAUUCUGGGGAGUACAGCUGUGAGGCCGGGGGCCAGAAGCUCUCCUUCCGCCUGGACGUCACAGAGCCGAAGGCGGUGUUUGCCCAGGAGCAGGCAGCAGGCCAGGUGGUGCAGGCCGAGGCGGGGGCCAGCGCCACCCUGAGCUGUGAGGUGGCCCAGGCCCAGACAGAGGUGACGUGGUUCAAGGACGGGAAGAAGCUGAGCGGGAGCUCGAAGGUGCGUGUGGAGGCCCAGGGCUGCACGCGGCGGCUGGUGGUGCAGCAGGCGGGGAAGGCGGAUUCUGGGGAGUACAGCUGUGAGGCCGGGGGCCAGAAGCUCUCCUUCCGCCUGGACGUCACAGAGCCCAAGGCAGUGUUUGCUCAGGAAAAACCAGAAGGCAGGAAGGUGCAGGCCGAGGCGGGGGCCAGCGCCACCCUGAGCUGCGAGGUGGCCCAGGCCCAGACAGAGGUGACGUGGUUCAAGGACGGGAAGAAGCUGAGCGGGAGCUCGAAGGUGCGUGUGGAGGCCCAGGGCUGCACGCGGCGGCUGGUGGUGCAGCAGGCGGGGAAGGCGGAUUCUGGGGAGUACAGCUGUGAGGCCGGGGGCCAGAAGCUCUCCUUCCACCUGGAUGUCACAGAGCCGAAGGCGGUGUUUGCCAAGGAGCAGGCAGCAGGCCAGGUGGUGCAGGCCGAGGCGGGGGCCAGUGCCACCCUGAGCUGCGAGGUGGCCCAGGCCCAGACAGAGGUGACGUGGUUCAAGGACGGGAAGAAGCUGAGCGGGGGCUCGAAGGUGCGUGUGGAGGCCCAGGGCUGCACGCGGCGGCUGGUGGUGCAGCAGGCGGGGAAGGCGGAUUCUGGGGAGUACAGCUGUGAGGCCGGGGGCCAGAAGCUCUCCUUCCGCCUGGACGUCACAGAGCCGAAGUCGGUGUUUGCCAAGGAGCAGCCAGCAAGCAAAGAGGUGCAGGCCGAGUCGGGGGCCAGCGCCACCCUGAGCUGCGAGGUGGCCCAGGCCCAGACAGAGGUGACGUGGUUCAAGGACGGGAAGAAGCUGAGCGGGAGCUCGAAGGUGCGUGUGGAGGCCCAGGGCUGCACUCGGCGGCUGGUGGUGCAGCAGGCGGGGAAGGCGGAUUCUGGGGAGUACAGCUGUGAGGCCGGGGGCCAGAAGCUCUCCUUCCGCCUGGACGUCACAGAGCCGAAGGUGGUGUUUGCCAAGGAGCAGCCAGCAAGCAAAGAGGUGCAGGCCGAGGCGGGGGCCAGCGCCACCCUGAGCUGCGAGGUGGCCCAGGCCCAGACAGAGGUGACGUGGUUCAAGGACGGGAAGAAGCUGAGCGGGAGCUCGAAGGUGCGUGUGGAGGCCCAGGGCUGCACGCGGCGGCUGGUGGUGCAGCAGGCGGGGAAGGCGGAUUCUGGGGAGUACAGCUGUGAGGCCGGGGGCCAGAAGCUCUCCUUCCGCCUGGACGUCACAGAGCCCAAGGUGGUGUUUGCCAAGGAGCAGGCAGCAGGCCAGGUGGUGCAGGCCGAGGCGGGGGCCAGUGCCACCCUGAGCUGCGAGGUGGCCCAGGCCCAGACAGAGGUGACGUGGUUCAAGGACGGGAAGAAGCUGAGCGGGGGCUCGAAGGUGCGUGUGGAGGCCCAGGGCUGCACGCGGCGGCUGGUGGUGCAGCAGGCGGGGAAGGCGGAUUCUGGGGAGUACAGCUGUGAGGCCGGGGGCCAGAAGCUCUCCUUCCGCCUGGACGUCACAGAGCCGAAGGCGGUGUUUGCCAAGGAGCAGGCAGCAGGCCAGGUGGUGCAGGCCGAGGCGGGGGCCAGCGCCACCCUGAGCUGCGAGGUGGCCCAGGCUCAGACAGAGGUGACGUGGUUCAAGGACGGGAAGAAGCUGAGCGGGAGCUCGAAGGUGCGUGUGGAGGCCCAGGGCUGCACGCGGCGGCUGGUGGUGCAGCAGGCGGGGAAGGCGGAUUCUGGGGAGUACAGCUGUGAGGCCGGGGGCCAGAAGCUCUCCUUCCGCCUGGACGUCACAGAGCCCAAGGUGCUGUUUGCCAAGGAGCAGCCAGCAGGCAAAGAGGUGCAGACCGAGGCGGGGGCCAGCGCCACCCUGAGCUGCGAGGUGGCCCAGGCCCAGACAGAGGUGACAUGGUUCAAGGACGGGAAGAAGCUGAGCGGGAGCUCGAAGGUGCGUGUGGAGGCCCAGGGCUGCACGCGGCGGCUGGUGGUGCAGCAGGCGGGGAAGGCGGAUUCUGGGGAGUACAGCUGUGAGGCCGGGGGCCAGAAGCUCUCCUUCCGCCUGGACGUCACAGAGCCGAAGGCGGUGUUUGCCAAGGAGCAGGCAGCAGGCCAGGUGGUGCAGGCCGAGGCGGGGGCCAGCGCCACCCUGAGCUGCGAGGUGGCCCAGGCCCAGACAGAGGUGACGUGGUUCAAGGACGGGAAGAAGCUGAGCGGGAGCUCGAAGGUGCGUGUGGAGGCCCAGGGCUGCACGCGGCGGCUGGUGGUGCAGCAGGCGGGGAAGGCGGAUUCUGGGGAGUACAGCUGUGAGGCCGGGGGCCAGAAGCUCUCCUUCCGCCUGGACGUCACAGAGCCCAAGGUGGUGUUUGCCAAGGAGCAGCCAGCAGGCAAAGAGGUGCAGGCCGAGGCGGGGGCCAGCGCCACCCUGAGCUGCGAGGUGGCCCAGGCCCAGACAGAGGUGACAUGGUUCAAGGACGGGAAGAAGCUGAGCGGGAGCUCGAAGGUGCGUGUGGAGGCCCAGGGCUGCACACGGCGGCUGGUGGUGCAGCAGGCGGGGAAGGCGGAUUCUGGGGAGUACAGCUGUGAGGCCGGGGGCCAGAAGCUCUCCUUCCGCCUGGACGUCACAGAGCCGAAGGCGGUGUUUGCCCAGGAGCAGGCAGCAGGCCAGGUGGUGCAGGCCGAGGCGGGGGCCAGUGCCACCCUGAGCUGCGAGGUGGCCCAGGCCCAGACAGAGGUGACGUGGUUCAAGGACGGGAAGAAGCUGAGCGGGAGCUCGAAGGUGCGUGUGGAGGCCCAGGGCUGCACGCGGCGGCUGGUGGUGCAGCAGGCGGGGAAGGCGGAUUCUGGGGAGUACAGCUGUGAGGCCGGGGGCCAGAAGCUCUCCUUCCGCCUGGACGUCACAGAGCCCGAGCCCCCUGCUGCAGAGAGGCCAGGUCGCAGGGAGCCACUGGUGGUCAGGGAGCAUGAGGACAUCGUCCUGUCAGCCACACUGGCUGCCCCCUCUGCGGCCACAGUGAUUUGGCUGAAAGAUGGGGUGGAGAUUCGUCGCGGCAAACGGCAUGAGAUGGCCAGCCAGGGGGACAUCCACACCCUGACGGUGCGGGGUGCCCAGAGCCUGGACAGUGCUGUAUACAGCUGUCGAGUGGGUGCCAGUGGGCAGGACUUCCCAGUGCAGGUGGAAGAGGUAGCUGCCAAGUUCUCUAGGUCUCUGGAGUCUGUGAGUGGGAAGCUGGGUGGCGCUGUGACCUUCUCCUGUGAGCUGAGCCCUGAGCAGGCUGAGGUGGUGUGGCGCUGUGGGAACACGCAGCUGCGGCCUGGCAAGCGCUUCCAGAUGGUGGCAGAGGGACCCCGACGCAUGCUCACGGUGUCGGGCUUGCGGGCAGACGAUGCGGGCGAGUAUGUCUGCGAGAGCCGUGACGACCGCACCAGUGCCCAUCUUGUGGUCAGCGUUCCCCGUGAGGUCAAGUUCGUGUCUGGGCUGAGUGCCCUGGUUGCAGAGGAGGGCUGUGAGGCUACCUUCCAGUGUGUGGUGUCCCCUGCCGAUGCUCUGGUCACUUGGUUCCGGGAGGGUGCCCAGCUGCAGCCCAGCACCAAGUUUGUCAUAUCGCAGAGUGGCGGCAGCCAUAGCCUGACCAUCUCAGGCCUGACCCUGGAGGACGCAGGCCAGAUCUCCGUGGAGGCAGAGGGGGUCACAUCCGUUGCUGCGCUGCGGGUCCGAGAAGCCCCCGUGUUGUUUAAGAAGAAGCUGGAGCCGCAGACAGUGGAGGAGAGGAGCUCGGUGACCAUGGAGGUAGAGUUGACGCGGCCGUGGCCGGAGGUGAAAUGGACACGCAAUGCGGCCACCGUGGCCCCCAGUGAGAAUGUGGAGAUCCAUGCUGAGCAAGUGACCCACCGCCUGGUGCUCCGCAGCGUGGGCUUUGCUGACCGUGGCUUCUAUGGCUGCGAGACGCCAGACGAUAAGACCCAGGCCAAGCUCUCGGUGGAAAUGCGACAGGUCCGGCUUGUGCGGGGCCUGCAGGCUAUGGAGGCACGGGAGCAGGGCAUGGUCACCAUGGAGGUGGAGCUGUCCCACUCGGACGUGGAGGGCAGCUGGACGCGUGACGGCUUGCGACUGCAGUCGGGACCCUUGUGCCAGGUGGCAGCACACGGCACCACCCACACCCUCACCCUUUCCGGGCUGCAGCCUCAGGACGGCGGCCUGAUUGCCUUUAAGGCAGAGGGCGUGCACACUUCCGCACGGCUGGUGGUCACGGAGUUACCUGUGAGGUUCAGCCGCCCGCUGCAGGAUGUGGUUGCCACAGCAAAGGACAAGGUGACCCUGCAGUGUGAGCUCUCACGCCCCAAUGUGGACGUCCGUUGGCUGAAGGAUGGUGUGGAGCUUCAGGCCAGCAAGACGCUAGCCAUGACAUCCCAGGGCACCUGCCGGACCCUGGUUAUUUACCACUGUGAGCCUGGGGACCAGGGUGUGUAUGUGUGUGAUGCCCGUGAUGCUCAGAGCUCUGCCUCCGUGAAGGUGCAAGGUCGAAAUGUCCAGAUGGUCAGGCUCCUGGAGGACGUGGAGGUGAUGGAGAAGGACAGUGCUUCCUUCUCCUGUGAGGUCUCCCAUGAAGAUGUGCCUGCCCAGUGGUUCCGUGAGGGUGUUAAGCUCCGGCAAAGUGACAAUGUGCGCAUUCGCCAAGAAGGAAGGACUUACACUCUCAUCUUCCGGAAAGUCUUGGCAGAAGAUGCGGGGGAAAUAAAAUUUGUAGCAGAAAAUGCAGAGUCUCGAGCUAAACUCCAAGUGAAAGAGCUGCCGGUGACCAUUUUGCGUCCACUGCGGGACAAGAUUGCCAUGGAGAAGCACCGUGGUGUGCUUGAGUGCCAGGUGUCCCGGGCCAGUGCCCAGGUGCGAUGGUUCAAGGGUGGAGUGGAACUGAGACCUGGACCCAGGUACGAAAUGGUCAGUGAUGGCCUCUACCGCAAGUUAGUCAUCAGUGACGUGCAGCCCGAGGACGAGGACACCUACACCUGUGAUGCAGGUGACGUGAAGACCAGCGCCCAGUUCUUUGUGGAAGAGCAGUCCAUCACCAUUGUGCGGGGACUGCAGGACAUGACGGUGAUGGAGCCCGCUCCUGCCUGGUUUGAGUGUGAGACUUCCAUCCCCUCGGUGCGGCCCCCCAAGUGGCUCCUGGGGAAGACGGUGCUGCAGGCAGGGGCAAAUGUGGUCAUGGAGCAGGAAGGCACGGUGCACCGGCUAACCCUGCGGCACACCUGCUCCACCAUGUCUGGGCCGGUACACUUCACCAUCGGCAAGUCCCGCUCCACCGCCCACCUCGUGGUCUCAGACAUCCCCAUGGUGCUGACACGGCCUCUGGAGCCCAAGGCGGGGCGUGAGCAGCAGUCUGUGGUUCUGUCCUGUGACUUCAAGCCGCCCCCCAAGGCUGUGCAGUGGUACAAGGAUGACACACCCCUGGCACCGUCAGACAAGUUCAAGAUGAGACUGGAGGGUCACAUGGCAGAGCUUCGUGUCCUCAGGCUCACACCUGCUGAUGCUGGCGUGUACCGGUGCCAGGCAGGCAGUGCCCAGAGCAGCGCCGAGGUCACCGUGGAAACCCGGGAGGUGACCGUGACACAGCCGCUGCAGGAUGCAGAGGCCACAGAGGAGGGCCGUGUCUGCUUCUCCUGUGAGCUGUCCCACGUGGAUGAGGAGGUGGAGUGGUCGCUCAAUGGGACCCCCCUGUACAACGAUAGCUUUCACGAGAUCACACACGAGGGUCGUCGCCACACCCUGGUGCUAAAGCGAGUCCGGAGGGCGGACACAGGCAUCGUGUGCCUCUCUUCCCCCAAGGUGAUGGCGAGAGCCCACCUGCAGGUUAGAGAGAAGCCAGUGAUGUUCUUGAAGGCCCUGGACGACGUGUCUGUGGAGGAGCAGGGCACGCUGACCCUGCAGUGUGAGGUCUCAGACCCCGAGGCCCGUGUGGUGUGGCGCAAGGACGGCGUGGAGCUGGGUCCCAGCGACAAGUAUGACUUCCAGCAGACCGUGGGCACUCGGGGGCUUGUAGUGCAUGACCUGACCAAGGAUGAUGCCGGCCUGUACACCUGCAGCCUGGGCGUGGAGGAGACCCAGGCCAGGGUCAGCGUGCACGACCUGCAUGUGGGCAUCACCAAGAGGCUGAAGACCAUGGAGGUGGUGGAGGGCCAGGGUUGCAGCUUCGAGUGUGUCCUGUCCCAUGAGAACACCAGUGACACGGCCGUCUGGACAGUUGGUGGGAAGACAGUGGGCAGCUCUGGCCGCUUCCGGGUCACACGCCAGGGCCGCAAAUAUACCCUGACGAUCCGAGAUGCAGAACCUGGCGAUGCUGGAGAGGUGGUCUUCUCCCUGCGAGACCUCACCUCCAAAGCCUCCCUCAUCAUCAAAGAGAGACCGGCGGACGUUACAAAGCCCCUGGAGGAUCAGCAGGCAGCACCAGGCGAGGAUGUGAUGCUGAGCUGUGAGCUGUCCCGGGCGGGUGCCCAGGUGCGCUGGCUGAGGGAUGGGAAGGCCAUUCGCAGGAGUCAGAAGUAUGAGUUGCGCACCGAAGGCACGCAGGCGGUGCUGGUUAUCCACGGUGCCUCCCUCCAGGAUUCGGGGGAGUACACAUGUGAGGCAGAGGCAUCCAAGAGCACAGCCCGCCUCCGAGUGGAAGAGAAGGCAAACCGAUUCACGGAGGAGCUGGCUGACCUGCAGCUUGAGGAGAAGGGCACAGCCACAUUCCAGUGCAAAACAGAGCGGCCUGCGGCCGUGGUGGUCUGGCGCAAGGGCCUCAUGGAGCUGCGCUCCUCAGCAAAGCACACGCUCAGCCAGGAGGGCUUGACCUUGAGGCUUACCAUCAGGGCCCUGGAGAAGGUGGACAGUGACACCUAUACUUGUGACAUUGGCCAGGCUCGCUCCCAGGCCCGGCUUCUAGUGCAAGGCCAGAAAGUACUCAUCUCUGAGGACCUGGAGGAUGCAGAGGUGCAGGAGGGCUCUUCGGCCGUCUUUAGCUGCCGCAUCUCUCCUGCGGACUAUGCACCUGUCCGCUGGUUCUUGGACAAGACGCCUCUUCACAGCAAUGAUCUCAAUGAGCUAGAGGUUCGGCCAGGUGGCUACCAUGUGCUAACGCUGAGGCAGCUGGCGCUCAAGGAUUCUGGCACUGUCCACUUUGAGGCGGGUGACCAGCGAACCUCUGCCUCUCUGCGUGUCAUAGAGAGGCCGAGUGUCUUCUCCCGGGAGCUCACAGAUGUCACCGUUACGGAGGGCGAGGAUCUAACCCUCAGCUGUGAGACCACCACUUUGGACAGCCCCUGCUGGACCAAGGAUGGAAAGGCCCUGCGGCCCUCAGCCAGGUGCCAGCUGAGCCACGAGGGUGGCCGGGCCCAGCUGGUCAUCAAGGCAGCCACCCUGCAGGAUGGUGGUCGCUACAAGUGUGAGGUGGGGGGCGCCUGGAGCAGCUCCAUCGUCAGGGUCCAUGCUCGGCCAGUGCAGUUCCGAGAGGGACUGAAGGACAUGGCAGUGCUGGAGGGAGGUGCUGUGACACUGCGCUGUGUGCUGUCCUCUGUGGCUGCUCCCGUGGAGUGGCGGCGUGGCGAAGAGGUACUGCGGCCAGGGGGCAAGUACAGCCUACGGCAGGAGGGGCCCGUGCUGGAGCUGGUGGUUCGGAACCUGCGGCCGCAGGACAGUGGGCAGUAUUCCUGCCGCUUUGGGGACCAAGUGACAUUGGCCACUCUCACUGUGAAUGCCCAGGCCGCUGAGUUUGUCGGAAGACUGAGAAGCAAGGAGGCUGUGGAAGGGGACACAGCCUCACUGUGCUGUGAGCUGAGCAAGGCGGCCCCCGUGGAGUGGAAGAAGGGAUCGGAGAUCCUCAGGGCUGGGGACAGACUCAGUCUGAGGCAGGAUGGAGCCAUGUGUGAGCUGCAGAUCCGAGACCUGGCCGUGGAGGAUGCCGGGGAGUACUCAUGCGUGUGUGGGCAGGAGCGGACCUCGGCCACGCUGACCGUCAGGGCCCUGCCCGCCAAAUUCACAAAGGGCUUGGGGAAGAAAGAGGCCACAGAAGGGGCCAAGGCCAGCCUGCGCUGUGAGCUGAGCAAGGCGGCCCCCGUGGAGUGGAAGAAGGGGCCUGAGACCCUCAGAGCUGGGGACAGACUCAGCAUGAAGCAGGACGGGGCCGUGUGUGAGCUGCAGAUCCGAGACCUGGUUGUGGAGGAUGCUGGGGAGUACUCGUGUGUGUGUGGGCAGGAGCGGACCUCGGCCACGCUGACCAUCAGGGCCCUGCCCGCCAAAUUCACAAAGGGCUUGAGGAAGGAAGAGGCCACAGAAGGGGCCACGGCAAGCCUGCGCUGUGAGCUGAGCAAGGCGGCCCCCGUGGAGUGGAAGAAGGGGCCUGAGACCCUCAGAGCCGGGGACAGACUCAGCAUGAAGCAGGACGGGGCCGUGUGUGAGCUGCAGAUCCGAGACCUGGUUGUGGAGGAUGCGGGGGAGUACUCGUGUGUGUGUGGGCAGGAGCGGACCUCGGCCACGCUGACCAUCAGGGCUCUGCCCGCCAAAUUCACAAAGAAGUUGAGGAAGGAAGAGGCCACAGAAGGGGCCACGGCCAGCCUGCGCUGUGAGCUGAGCAAGGCGGCCCCCGUGGAGUGGAAGAAGGGGCCUGAGACCCUCAGAGCCGGGGACAGACUCAGCAUGAAGCAGGACGGGGCCGUGUGUGAGCUGCAGAUCCGAGACCUGGUUGUGGAGGACGCUGGGGAGUACUCGUGUGUGUGUGGGCAGGAGCGGACCUCGGCCACGCUGACCAUCAGGGCUCUGCCCGCCAAAUUCACAAAGAGCUUGAGGAAGGAAGAGGCCACAGAAGGGGCCAAGGCCAGCCUGCGCUGUGAGCUGAGCAAGGCGGUCCCCGUGGAGUGGAAGAAGGGGCUUGAGACCCUCAGAGCCGGGGACAGACUCAGCAUGAAGCAGGACGGGGCCGUGUGUGAGCUGCAGAUCCGAGACCUGGUUGUGGAGGAUGCGGGGGAGUACUUGUGUGUGUGUGGGCAGGAGCGGACCUCGGCCACGCUGACCGUCAGGGCCCUGCCCGCCAAGUUUACAAAGGACUUGAAGAAGGAAGAGGCCACAGAAGGGGCCACGGCCAGCCUGCGCUGUGAGCUGAGCAAGGCGGCCCCCGUGGAGUGGAAGAAGGGGCCUGAGACCCUCAGAGCUGGGGACAGACUCAGCAUGAAGCAGGACAGGGCCGUGUGUGAGCUGCAGAUCCGAGACCUGGUUGUGGAGGAUGCCGGGGAGUACUCGUGUGUGUGUGGGCAGGAGCGGACCUCGGCCACGCUGACCGUCAGGGCCCUGCCCGCCAAAUUCACAAAGGGCUUGAGGAAGAAAGAGGCCAUAGAAGGGGCCACGGCCAGCCUGCGCUGUGAGUUGAGCAAGGCAGCCCCCGUGGAGUGGAAGAAGGGGCCUGAGACCCUCAGAGCUGGGGACAGACUCAGCAUGAAGCAGGACGGGGCCGUGUGUGAGCUGCAGAUCCGAGACCUGGUUGUGGAGGACGCUGGGGAGUACUCUUGUGUUUGUGGGCAGGAGCGGACCUCGGCCACGCUGACCAUCAGGGAUAAUGAGUCCCUGCCUGCCAAGUUUACGAAGGACUUGAAGAAGGAAGAGGCCACAGAAGGGGCCACGGCCAGCCUGCGCUGUGAGCUGAGCAAGGCGGCUCCCGUGGAGUGGAAGAAGGGGCCUGAGACCCUCAGAGCCGGGGACAGACUCAGCAUGAAGCAGGACGGGGCCGUGUGUGAGCUGCAGAUCCGAGACCUGGUUGUGGAGGACGCUGGGGAGUACUCGUGUGUGUGUGGGCAGGAGCGGACCUCGGCCACACUGACCAUCAGGGCCCUGCCUGCCAAGUUUACGAAGGACUUGAAGAAGGAAGAGGCCACAGAAGGGGCCACGGCCAGCCUGCGCUGUGAGCUGAGCAAGGCGGCCCCCGUGGAGUGGAAGAAGGGGCCUGAGACCCUCAGAGCCGGGGACAGACUCAGCAUGAAGCAGGACGGGGCCGUGUGUGAGCUGCAGAUCCGAGACCUGGUUGUGGAGGACGCUGGGGAGUACUCGUGUGUGUGUGGGCAGGAACGGACCUCGGCCACGCUGACCAUCAGGGCCCUGCCUGCCAAGUUUACGAAGGACUUGAAGAAGGAAGAGGCCACAGAAGGGGCCACGGCCAGCCUGCGCUGUGAGCUGAGCAAGGCGGCCCCCGUGGAGUGGAAGAAGGGGCCUGAGACCCUCAGAGCCGGGGACAGACUCAGCAUGAAGCAGGACGGGGCCGUGUGUGAGCUGCAGAUCCGAGACCUGGUUGUGGAAGACGCUGGGGAGUACUCGUGUAUGUGUGGGCAGGAGCGGACCUCGGCCACGCUGACCGUCAGGGCGCCCCAGGUGGGGUUCCGGGAGCCGCUGCAGAGCCUGCAGGUUGAGGAGGGCGCACCUGCCUGCCUGCGCUGUGAGCUCUGGGGGCCUGGCACCGCCGUGGUCUGGAGCAAGGCCGGCCUGGAGCUGCGAGCUGAUGGGCGUCGGGAGUUGCGGAGACAAGGGCCCGUGGCAGAGCUGGUGCUGCGGGAGGCGCGCAGGGAAGACGCAGGGGAAUACACGUGCACCUGUGACUCCCAGGCCACCAGUGCCACCCUCACGGUCACGGCUGCGCCCGUGAGGUUUGUCCAGGAGCUGCAGGCCCAGGAGGUGGGCAAGGGAUCCACGGCACGCUUGCGUUGCGAGCUGAGCCAGGCGGGCACCACUGUGGAGUGGCGCAAGGGUUCCCUGCAGCUCUUCCCCUGUGCCAAGUACCAGAUGGUUCAGGAGGGCCUGGCAGCAGAGCUCCUGAUUCGUGAUGUGGAGCAGGAGGAUGCCGGCCUGUACACCUGUGACACGGGUCACACGCAGAGCACAGCUGCCCUCUCUGUCCAGGUCCCCAGGCCCAAGUUCAAGUCAGAACUGCAGAGCGCAGAGCAGGUGGCCGGGGGUGUGGCUCGACUUCACUGCCAGCUGAGUGAUGUGGAGCCCGGAGCCCCUGUGCAGUGGCUCAAGGAGGGCGUGGAGCUUCACGGGGGCACCAAGUACGAGAUACGGCGCCAGGGGGCCAUGUGUGAGCUGCUGGUCCACGGGCUGGAUGCCGCGGACACGGGCGAGUAUGCCUGCGUGGUGGGCAGCCAGAAAAGCCUGGCCUCCAUCAAGGUUAAAGAGCCUGAGGUCACCAUUGUGCGGGGGCUGGUGGAUGCGGAGGUGCAGGCGGACGGGGAUGCUGAAUUCACCUGUGAGGUGUCGUGCGCCGAGGCUGGGGCUGUGGAGUGGCGCCUGCAGGGCCUGCCGCUGCAGAACAACGACGUGACAGAGAUAUCUGUGCGAGGGGGCUGCACCCACACGCUGCGGCUGAAGGGCGUGACGCCCGAGGAUGCGGGCACCAUCUCCUUCCACCUGGGUCCGCACACGUCCUCCGCUCAGCUCACCGUCCGAGUUACCGAGGUGACCAUCCUGGAGCCCCUGAAGGACCUGCAGCUCAGUGAGGGUCAGGAUGCCCACUUCCAGUGCCGGCUGUCCCGGGCCUUGGGCCAGGAAGCCCACUGGGCUCUGGGGGGCGUGCCCCUGCAGGCCAACGAGAUGAACGACAUCUCAGUGGAACAGGGAGUGCUUCACAAGCUCACCCUACACAAGGUGACCCCCGAGGAUGCGGGCAUUGUCAGUUUCCAGGUGGGCUCCUGUAGUUGCGAGGCGCAGCUGAAGAUCACAGCCAAGAACACGGUGGUGCGUGGCCUGGAGAACGUGGAGGCCCCCGAGGGCGGGGAGGCGCUGUUCGAGUGCCAGCUGUCGCAGCCGGAGGUGGCGGCGCACACGUGGCUGCUGGACGACGAGCCGGUACACAGCUCCGACAGGGCUGAGGUCGUCUACUUUGAGGACGGCCUGCGGCACCUGCUCCUGCUCAAGAGCCUGCGGCCGCAGGACAGCUGCCGCGUGACCUUCCUGGCAGGGGAUGCCGUCACAUCUGCUUUCCUCACGGUCAGAGGCUGGCGCCUCGAGGUCCUGGAGCCCCCUCAGGAUGUGUCGGUGCGUGCCGGGGAGCAGGCGCACUUCCGCUGCACGCUGAGCGAGGCUGUGCCCGUGGGAGAGGUGUCCUGGUACCUCAACGGGGCCGCUGUGCAGCCUGACGACGCCGACUGGACCGUCACAGCGGACGGUAGCCACCAUGGUCUGCUGCUCCGCAGUGCCCAGCUCCACCACGCUGGCGAGGUCACCUUCGCUGCCCGAGAGGCUGUGGCCACUGCUCGGCUCAGUGUGCUCGGCCUCCCCGACCCCCCCGAGGAUGCAGAAGUGGUUGGUCGCACUGGCCACUCUGUGACGCUGUCCUGGGUGGCGCCCUCCAGUGACGGUGGUGGUGGCCUCUAUGGCUAUCGGGUGGAGAUGAAGGCAGCCACCACGGGCGAAUGGCAGCUGUGCCAGGAGCUGGUGCCCGGGCCUGAGUGUGUGGUGGAAGGCCUGGCCCCUGGGGAGACCUACCGCUUCCGCGUGGCAGCUGUGGGGCCUGCAGGUGCCGGAGAGCCUGUGCACCUGCCCCAGACUGUGCGGCUCGCAGAGCCAUCAGCACCCAGCCCUGAGAGCCGACAGGUGGCAGCGGGCCAGGACCUGUGUCUGGAGUGUGAGGUGGCCGAGACAGGCGAGGUCACCUGGAUGAAGGGCACGGAGCGUGUUCAGCCCAGUGGGCGCAUCCAAGUUCUGUGCCAGGGCCGACGGCAGAUGCUGGUCAUCCGGGGUGUCACGGCGGAGGACCAGGGCGAGUACCGCUGUAGCCCAGCCCAGGGCCCCGCGCCUGCGGCAUUCCAGGUGCUGCUGACCCCAGGGUCUGGGGCUGAGGUCCCCGCGCAGCCCAGCCUGCCCCCCGAGGCCGCCCAGGAGGGAGACCUGCACUUGCUGUGGGAGGCCCUGGCCCGGAAACGCCGCAUGAGCCGGGAGCCCACGCUGGACUCCAUCAGCGAGCUGCCCGAGGAGGACGGGCGCCCGCGGCAGGAGGCUGAGGAUGUGGCCCCUGACUUCUCUGAGGACUACUCCACGGCCGACGAGCUGGCCCGCACCGGCGAGGCCGACCUCUCGCACACCAGCUCUGACGAUGAGUCCCGGGCGGGCACUCCUGCCCUGGUCACCUACCUCAAGAAGGCCGGUGGACCUGUGCUCUCACCACUGGCCAGCAAGGUUGGGGCCCCAGCAGCCUCCUCUGCAAAGCCACAGGUGGGGCAAGGCCAGCUGGUUACGGAGCACCCCCCUCUGGGAGAUCUGUCUGCGGGGGAUCUGGGCGACCCCUCCCUGGACAAGGCUGCCGUGAAGAUCCAGGCUGCCUUUAAGGGGUACAAGGUUCGGAAGGAGAUGAAGCAGCAGGAAGGGCCUGUGUUCAGCCGCACAUUUGGGGACACGGAGGCACAGGUAGGGGACGUCCUGCGUCUGGAGUGUGUGGUGUCCAGCAAGGCGGACGUGCGGGCCUGCUGGCUGAAGGAUGGCGUGGAGCUGACCGACGGCCGGCACUACCACAUCGACCAGCUUGGGGACGGCACCUGCUCCCUGCUGGUCACUGGCCUGGGCCGUGCAGACGCUGGCCGCUACACCUGUCAGGUGCUCAGCAGGUUUGGCCAAGCAACCCACAGUGCCUGUGUGACAGUCAGCGGGACGGAGAGCGAGGCCGAGAGCUCCUCGGGGGGCGAGCGGGACGACACCUUCCACCGGGCCGCCCGGCGGCUGCACCGCCUCUUCCGCUGCAAGGGCCCGCUGGAGGUCUCGGACGAGGAGCUCUUCCUGAGCGCGGAUGAGGGCCCUGCCGAGCCCGAGGCCCCUGGAGACUGGCCCACGUACCGUGAGGACGAGCACUCAGUCUGCAUCCGCUUUGAGGCUCUGGCCGAGGCCCAGCAGGCAGCUGCCCGCUUCCAGGAGAUGUUCGGCACGCUGGGCAUCAGGGUGGAGACCCGCGUGCUGGAGCAGGGCCCCCGGGGAGUGGAGGUGCAUAUCGGGAAGGUGGCGCCUGGCCCCACCACCACAGAGGCAGCCCCAGUGUUCCUCACUGAGCUGCAGAAUCAGGAGGUGCUGGACGGGUACCCCGUGAGCUUUGACUGCGUGGUGACUGGCCAGCCAGUGCCCAGCGUGCGCUGGUUCAAGGAUGGACGGGUGCUGGAGGAGGAUGACCACUACAUGAUCAGCGAGGACCAGCAAGGCGGCCACCAGCUCAUCAUCACAGCCGUGGUCCCCACAGACAUGGGGGUCUACCGCUGCCUGGCCGAGAACAGUGUGGGCGUGUCCUCUACCAAGGCUGAGCUCCGUGUGGACCUUACCAGCACAGACUACGAUACAGCGGCCGACGCCACGGAGACCUCAUCGUACUUCAGCGCCCAAGGCUAUCAGUCCAGUCGGGAGCAGGAGGGUACGGAGUCCACCUCGGAGGACGGGCAGCUGCCGCAGGUGGUGGAGGAGCUGAAGGAAGUGCAGGUGGCCCCGGGCGCACGCCUGGCCAAGUUCCAGCUCAAGGUGAAAGGCUACCCGGCACCCCAAGUGUACUGGUUCAAGGACGGGCGGCCCCUGACCGCCUCCGAGCACAUCCGAAUGGCUGACAGGAAGGCGCUGCACACCCUGGAGAUCCUCUCGGUCACCAGGGAGGACGCCGGCCAGUACUCGGCCUACGUCAGCAACACAGUGGGCGCUGCCUACUCCUCCGCCCGGCUGCUGGUCCGAGGCCCAGGUGAACCAGAAGAGGAGCUGGCGUCAGGAGUGCAUCCGCAGCUGGUGCCCCCCCGCAUCCUGGAGAGGUUCACCUCCAAGAAAGUGAAGAAGGGCUCCAGCAUCACCUUCUCAGUCAAGGUUGAAGGGAGUCCGGCUCCUGUCGUGCACUGGCUGCGGGAUGAGGCGGGGCGAGGCGUGCUGUGGAUCGGUCGGGACACGCCAGGCUACACGGUCGCCAGCUCUGCCCAGCAGCACAGCCUUGUCCUGCUGGACGUGGGAGCCCAGCACCGGGGCACCUACACCUGCAUUGCCACCAACGCCGCUGGCCAGGCCCUCUGCUCUGCCCGUCUGCACAUCUCUGGCUUGCCCAAGGAGACUGAGCCCAUGGAGGACCAGGCCGAGGUGAAGGCUGCUCUCAUCUCUUCCUUCCUGCAGGGGACCCAGGCCGUCUCGGCACAGAUGUCGGGCUCUGUAAGUCUCACUGAGCUUGCUGGUCAGAGGACAGGAGCGUCUCCUGCCGAAGAGGAAGCUCGCAGCCACCUGUCCCUGGCAGAGGUGGGCACAGAGGAGUUCCUGCAGAGGCUCACUACCCAGAUCACAGAGAUGGUGUCAGCCAAGUUCACGCAGGCCAAGCUGCAGGUUCCUGGUGGGGACAGCGACGAGGAGUCCCGGACACCAUCUGCGUCCCCCCGGCAUGGUCGCUCCCGUCCGUCCUCCAGCGUCCAGGAGUCAUCUUCGGAGUCGGAAGAUGGGGACUCCCGGGGCGAGAUCUUUGACAUCUACGUGGUCACUGCGGACUACCUGCCCCUGGGGGCGGAGCAGGACGCCAUCACACUGCGUGAGGGCCAGUAUGUGGAGGUGCUGGACUCGGCCCACCCGCUGCGUUGGCUCGUGCGGACCAAACCCACCAAGUCCAGCCCCUCUCGGCAGGGCUGGGUGUCCCCUGCCUACCUGGACCGACGGCUGAAGCUGUCCCCUGAGUGGGGUCCCACUGAGGCUCCUGAGUUCCCUAGAGAGGCCAUGCCUGAGGCUGAGUACAAGACGCGGCUGAGCUCCACCAUCCAGGAGCUGCUGAGCUCAGAGCAGGCGUUUGUGGACAAGCUGCAGUUCCUGGAGAGCCACUACAUACAGCACCUCGACCGCUCCCCUCACGUGCCCCCUGCCGUGGCCAGCCAGAAGGCUGUCAUCUUCCGCAACGUGCAGGACAUCAGCCACUUCCACAGCAGGUUUCUUCAGGAGCUGCGGGCCUGUGAAACGGAUGACGAUGUGGCCAUGUGCUUCAUCAAGAACCAGGUGGCCUUUGAGAAGUACCUGGAGUUUCUGGUGGGGCGCGUUCAGGCGGAGUCCGUGGUGGUCAGCACAGCUGUGCAGGAGUUCUACAAGAAGUACAUGGAAGAGGCGCUGUCGGCGGACCCCUCCCAGCCGCCCCCGCCGCCACUGCAGCACUUCCUGGAGCAGCCUGUGGAGCGCGUGCAGCAGUACCAGGCCCUGCUCAAGGAGCUGAUCCGCAACAAGGCACGGAACAGGCAGGCCUGUGCCCUGCUGGAGCAGGCCUACGCCGUGGUGUCCGCGCUGCCGCGGCGCGCUGAGGAUCGGCUGCACGUGUCGCUCAUGGAGAACUACCCCGGCACCCUGGAGGCCCUGGGCGAGCCCAUCCGCCAGGGCCACUUCAUCGUGUGGGAGGGGGCUCCGGGCGCGCGGAUGCCCUGGAAGGGCCACCACCGGCACGUCUUCCUGUUCCGCAACCACCUGGUGGUCUGCAAGCCCAAGCGAGACUCGCGCACCGACACCUUCAGCUACGUCUUUAGGAACAUGAUGAAGCUCAGCAGCAUUGACCUGAACGACCAGGUGGAGGGGGACGACCGUGCCUUUGAGGUGUGGCACGAGCGUGAGGACUCUGUGCGCAAGUUCCUGCUGCAGGCGCGGACGGCCACCACCAAGAACUCCUGGGUCAAGGAGAUCCGUGGCAUCCAGCAGCGCCUUGCUCUGCCCGUCUGGCGCCCCCCAGACUUCGAGGAGGAGCUGGCUGACUGCACUGCUGAGCUGGGUGAGACGGUGAAGCUGGCCUGCCGUGUGACAGGCACACCCACGCCUGUGGUCAGCUGGUACAAAGAUGGGAAGCCGGUGGAAGUGGACCCUCACCAUAUCCUUAUCGAAGACCCUGAUGGCUCCUGUGCUCUCAUUCUGGACAAUCUGACCGGUGCAGACUCCGGCCAGUACAUGUGCUUUGCAGCCAGUGCCGCCGGCAAUGCCAGCAGCCUGGGCAAGAUCGUGGUACAAGUGCCCCCGCGGUUUGUGACCAAGGUCCGAGCUAUGCCCUUCGCGGAAGGAGAGGAGGCCCAGGUGACCUGCUCCAUUGAAGGCACCCCGCACCCUCAGAUCAGAUGGUACAAGGAUGGAGCCCUGCUGGCCCCCGGGGGCAAGUACCGGAUGCUGAGUGAACCUCGAAGUGGCAUGCUGGUGCUCGAGAUCCGGGCAGCUGGUGUGCAGGACCUGGGCCACUAUGAGUGUGAGUUGGUUAACCGGCUAGGAUCGACACGUGGCGGCGCUGAGCUGUCUCUGCAGAGCCCGACACCAAGAGUUCGAGAGCAGGUGGCUGCUGUGGAAGGUGCUGCUGUUACGCUCCCAGAGGCCUUGGAGCCCAUGGACCAGGAAGUAGGAGAUGUCCCCAGGACAGUGGAAAGCCAGGAAGCUCCCAGACCGGCUGUAGGGGGUCACACAGGCCCCAGCGCUGGCCCUGGGGGGCUGCCUGAGCAACGGGCAGCAAGUCCUCAGGGCGUGGGUGCAGCGUCUGCUGAACCCUCCCGGAUGGUGCCACAGCCCCUUCCCGACGUGGGCCCGCAGCAUGACUUGGGCACCGAGACCCAGGAACGGAUCGUGCCCAUCCGGAUGGAGGGUGCAGUUUGGCCUGUGGCAGGCACAGCAGAACCCCUCUGGGACGUCCACAGCCAUGUGAUUACGGAGACCACCCACAGGACAAUCGUGUAUCAGGCUGGUGACGCAGGGGCGACAAAGCCCCCAUCCAUGCAGGUCACCAUCGAGGAUGUGCAGGUGGAGAGAGGUGGCACUGCCCGCUUCCAGGCAGUCAUUGAGGGCCACCCACAGCCCACGGUGAAUUGGUACAAGAACAACGUCCAGCUGGCAGAGGGGCCCCGGCUGGUCCCACUGCAGGAAGGAACCACCUAUUCUCUGGAGCUGAGGGAUGUAGCCCAUAGCGAUGCUGGUGUCUACACCUGCCUGGCCCACAACGCUGGUGGUCAGGUGCUGUGCAAGGCGGAGCUGCUGGUGCAGGGCGGAGAAGAUGAGCAGGACUCAGAAAAGCAAAGCUUCCGGAGGAAACUGCACUCCUUCUAUGAGGUCAAGGAGGAGAUUGGAAGGGGUGUGUUCGGAUUUGUGAAGCGAGUCCAGCACAAAGGGAACCAGAUGUCCUGUGCAGCCAAGUUCAUCCCGCUGCGUAGCAAGACACGGACCCAGGCAUACAGUGAGCGCGACAUCCUGGCUACACUGAACCACCCAUUGGUCACUGGACUGCUGGACCAGUUUGAGACCCGGAAGACCUUGAUCCUCGUCCUGGAGCUGUGCUCAUCAGAGGAGCUGCUGGACCGUCUGUUCAAGAAGAGCGUGGUGACUGAAGCUGAGGUCAAGGUCUAUAUCCAGCAGCUGGCCGAGGGGCUGCAUUACCUGCACAGCCAUGGUGUCCUCCACCUGGACAUAAAGCCCCCCAACAUCCUGAUGGUGCACCCUGCUCGUGAAGACAUCAAAAUCUGCGACUUUGGGUUUGCCCAGCGAGUGAACCCGACGGAGCAGCAGUACAGCAAGUAUGGCUGCCCCGAGUUCGUGUCCCCUGAGAUCAUUGAGCAAGAGCCUGUGAGCGAGGCCUCUGACAUCUGGGCGAUGGGAGUCAUCUCCUACCUGAGCUUGACCUGCUCGUCUCCCUUUGCGGGCGAGAGUGACCGUGCCACCCUCCUGAACGUGCUGGAGGGCCGGGUGUCCUGGGCCAGCCCCACCGCUGCCCACCUCAGCCAAGAGGCCCGGGACUUCAUCCAGGCCACGCUGCAGCGGGCCCCGCAGGCCCGGCCCAGUGCUGCCACGUGCCUGGCGCACCCCUGGUUCCAGAAAUCCGUGCCCGCGGAGGAGGCGCACUUCAUCAACACCAAGCAGCUCAAGUUCCUCUUGGCGCGCAGCCGCUGGCAGCGCUCCCUGAUGAGCUACAAGUCCAUUCUGGUCAUGCGCUCCAUCCCCGAGCUGCUCAGGGGCCCGCCCGACAGCCCGUCCCUCGGGGUGGCCCGGCACCUGCGGAGAGACACCAGCGCCUCCUCCAGCUCCUCGUCCUCCUCCGACACGGAGCUCACACCCUUCGUCCGGGCCAAGUCCCUGCCCCCGUCGCCAGUGACCCACUCCCCGCUGCUGCACCCCCGGGGCUUCCUGCGGCCCUCGGCCAGCCUCCCCGAGGAGGCUGAGGCCGGCCCGCCCGCCGGGCCCCUGCAGGCGGGGCUCCAGGACGCCGUGCCACCGGCUGUCCCCGGCUGCGUGCCCCGGCAGAGCAUCAUCCGCAGCCUGUUCUACCAGCAGGCCGGGGAGGGCCCCGGCUCCGGCAGCCGGCGGCACCCGGCCCGGCGGCGGCACCUGCUCAAGGGCGGCUACUUUGCGGGUGGCCUCCCUGGCCUGCGGGAGCCCCUGCUGGAGCAUCGCGUGCUGGAGGAGGCUGCUGGGGAGGAGCCGGCCGGCCCGCCCACCUCGGAGACCGCCGGCCAGAGCCUCUGCACUGAGGCUGGCCGAGAAGGGCACUGUCCGGCCCCAGCUCCCUCAGGCCUCCAGGGGGACAACCGGCCAGGGGGACUUGCACUGGGGGCUGCUGCCCCGGCUCUGUUUCCACUCGCUAGUGGCCCUGGGGGCUCCCCUCAGCAGCAAGGGUCAGUCCAGGACAGCCACGGGGGGCAGCUCCCGCCGCCUCUGGGUCGUGAGCCCCCUGCAGCUGUCAGACCACCCUGCCCUGGCUCCGUCCCCCCAGAGACCUGCCUGGCACCCUCCAGCCUCCUCUCUGGGGAGGGCACCCCCUCCCUGGGUCCUCAGUCAGGGCCGGCGCCCCCGCUGGGCUCGGAGCCUGGCUCCUCCCUGGACGAGGACCUGGCCCAGGAGGAGUCUGUGCUCAGCCCCCCUCGGCCUCAGGAGGCAACAACACGCAAGUUCUCCCUGGGCUUUCGCGGGGGCUACGCAGGCGUGGCGGGCUACGGCACCUUCGCCUUCGGGGGGGAUGCAGGGGGCAUGCUGGGGCAGGGCCCCCUGUGGGCCAGGAUGGCCUGGGCCACCUCCCAGUCAUCUGAGGAGCAGGAUGAGGUGGGGACCAAGGGCCUCCCAGCAGCCUCAGAGACCCUGCCGGAGAGUGGCAGCCCGCCCCCCAGGGCCUCCCCAGAGCCCAGCUCCUGGGAAGACUGUGGCCAGGGCCCUGCCGUGUCACUGGUGCAGAUCCGGGACCUGUCAGGUGACUCGGAGCUGGCUGACACUCUGUCCCUGGACAUCUCGGAGGUGGAGCCCGCCUACCUCAAUCUGUCUGACUUGUAUGACAUCAAGUACCUCCCCUUCGAGUUCAUGAUCUUCAGGAAGGUCCCCAAGCCGGCAGCGCAGGAGCCACCCUCCCCCGACUCCGAGGCUGGGGAGGAGCUGGCCGAGAGCCUGGGAGCCCCCUGGCCCUGGCUGGGCCCGGGAGACCUGGAAAUCUCCGAGGAGGCAGACGACAUGCAGGCCCUGCUCGGAGACGUCUCUGGCAGCAGGAAGCGCAAGUGGUCCCCCCCGUCCCACGGCCUCCCGCAGGCGCUGCCAGAGGAGCCAGUGGAGCUGGGGCUGCGCCGCAGGGUCAGGGACUCAGUGGCACACAUCUCCCGCCUCCUGAGGGGCAGGCUCCAAGGGCUGGAGAAGGAGGGCCCCCCCAGGAAGAAGCCAGGCCUAGGGUCCUUACAGCUGAAGAGCAGAGACCAAGCACCGUUGUUCAUUAGGGAACUUGUGGAUGAGACUGUGGUUCUGGGCCAGUCGGUGACUCUCGCCUGCCAGGUACUGGCACAGCCAGCUGCACAGGCCACCUGGAGCAAAGAUGGGGUCCCCCUGGAAAGCAGCAGCCGCCUGCUCAUCUCCUCCACGCUGAAGCACUUCCAGCUGCUGACCAUCCUGGUGGUGGGCGCUGAGGACCUCGGCACGUACACCUGCAGCGUGAGCAACGCGCUGGGCUCGGUGACCACCACAGCCGCCCUGCGGAAAGCAGAGCGCCCCUCAUCCUCCCCGCGCCCGGACAUUGGGGAGGUGUAUGCCGACGGCGUGCUCCUGGUGUGGAAGCCCGUGGAGAGCUGUGGGCCUGUGACCUACACUGUUCAGUGCAGCAUGGAAGGGGGCGCCUGGACCACGCUGGCUUCGGACAUCUUUGACUGCUGCUACCUCACCGGCAAGCUCCCUCGGGGCGGCCUGUACACUUUCCGGACGGCCUGCGUCAGCAAGGCGGGCAUGGGCCCCUACAGCAGCCCCUCGGAGCAGGUCCUCCUGGGGGGUCCCCGCCACCUGGCCCCUGAGGAGGAGAGUGGCCCCACACGGCCGGCCCAGCUGCUGCCCAGCACGCAGACCUUCGCCUUCCAGACGCAGAUCCGAAGGGGUCGCUUUAGUGUGGUGAGGCAGUGCAGGGAGAAGGCCAGCGGACGGGCCCUGGCCGCCAAGAUCAUCCCCUACCGGCCCGCGGACCGGGCUGCGGUGCUGGGCGAGUACCAUGCCCUCAAGGCCCUGCGCCACCCGCACUUGGCCCAGCUGCAGGCGGCCUACCUCAGCCCUCGGCACCUGGUGCUGGUCUUGGAACUGUGCUCUGGGCCCGAGCUGCUCCCCUGCCUGGCGCAGAGGGACUCCUACUCAGAAUCCGAGGUGAAGGACUUCCUGUGGCAGAUGCUGAGUGCUGCCCAGUUCCUGCAUGCCCAGCACAUCCUGCACCUGGACCUCAGGUCUGAGAACAUGAUUGUCACCGAGUACAACCUGCUCAAGGUGAUUGACCUGGGCAGUGCCCAGAGCCUCGCCCAGGAGCGGGUCCAGCCCUCAGAGAGCUUCAAGGACUACGUGGAGACCAUGGCUCCGGAGCUCCUGGAGGGCCAGGGUGCCGUUCCACAGACCGACGUCUGGGCCAUCGGGGUGACGGCCUUCAUCAUGUUGAGUGCCGAGUACCCUGUGAGUGGUGAGGGUCCUCGCGACCUCCAGAAAGGCCUGCGCAAGGGGCUGCUCCGCCUCAGCCACUGCUACGCGGGGCUGUCAGGGGGCGCCGUGGCCUUCCUCUGCAGCACGCUCUGUGUGCACCCCUGGGGCCGGCCGUGUGCGUCCAGCUGCUUGCAGUGCCCGUGGCUGACCGAGGAGGGCCCUGCCGGCCCACAGCCCACAGCCGUGGCCUUCCCCACCUCGCGGCUGCGGGCUUUUGUGCGGGAGCGUGAGAAGAGGCGGGCGGUUCUGUCCAAGAAGUACAGCCUGGGCCUGCGCUAAGACCC